Messenger RNA from Rotaria socialis, 879 nucleotides. The record is from the annotation of a GenBank genome assembly. Lineage: Eukaryota; Metazoa; Rotifera; Eurotatoria; Philodinida; Philodinidae.
AUGGUUUUAGGUGAUGAAGACAACCGUCAUUGUUGUCAAACUGGUCAUCAAUUACGAGCAAUGGCUGGUAUUAAAUUUGAAGUUUCAAAUGAAGCAUCAUUAUUCCAGUGCGAACAGAUGGCUGAUGACAGGCCAAUCGUUGUUCGAGGUACAAAGAAAAAAUGGUCGGAAUUCAAAAACGAUUAUCCUGAUUGGGAUUUCGGUAAUUCAAUCACACCAGAUGAAUUAUUUAAAUUGCGCGGUAAGUUUCUUAAUGUUUGGAGUAGAAUUGGUGAACUUCUGUGUGAAAAAUACGAUAUGGAGUUUGUAACAGAAAAUACAGCUCAAGCUACGGCAAAACCACUUCAUUAUAUAUUAUUACUUGAUGCAUCUGGAUCAAUGGAUGGCGAACCAUGGAGGAAUUUACUUGAAGGUGUUAGAGAAUUCAUUAAGAUUCGUGUUGAUUCCGGUUCAUCAGAUCGUAUAACGAUUAUCGUAUUUGACAGCCAUGCAAAGUAUGCUUACUUUAAUGAAGACAUGAAAUCAAUCGAUAUAACCAAAAUAGAGUUUACAAGUGGUGGAACAAAUUUCGGCAAUGCAUUCGAUCUGGUAAUUAAAACCAUUCGGAGUACACAACCACAGAGUUCAGCAUAUAAUCAUUUUGGCGAUUCAGAUUAUGUCAUUAUUUUUAUGAGCGACGGACAGGGAGAAUUUCCUGCUAGCCAAAUGGAAACAUUAUCAGCCAUGAAAACUAUGAUUAAUCAAUUUUGGACUGUUGCUCUCGGUAAUACAAGUAUGAGUGUUUUACAGCAGAUAAAUCAAAAAAUGGAUGGAACAUUCAAAGAGUUAAAAGACUCUACUGAUUUUGUUUGUGUUUAUGCUGAGAUUGCUCGGAAUUAA